CGACGCACAAUUUUCCAUUGAGGAAAUGUUCUCACUUGUAUCAUUGUGUGAUACGGGAUCGCGGUUCCGUGGAAAAGAAGUCCUUUCUGAAUUUAUAGACAGAGCAAAGAUUUCUAAAGUUUGGGUGCUUGUCAAUCAUGUAUUUUUGACUGUGAAAGAAGACAAAUGUCUAUACACGUUUUAUCUUGUACCUCAAACAAAAUGGUAUCGCCCCGUAACUACGAGCGUAGACGAUUGUAUUUUGGAGAGAAAUGCCGAUUCAGUUGUUGAUAUAGUAUGCCUGAAAAAUCAGCCUUCAUUACUGCUCAUUGUAUAUAAGAAUGGAGUUACAGGUUUCUGGGAAUUUCUUCAACCAUCCUUGACGUGGUUCAAACAUAAAACCAUCCAACUUAGCAAUGCAAAGAAUUCUGAAGUAAUGACUGUAAAAUGGCAUGAAGCAACGACCAUUCUGUUUUGGUGUGAAAAAAGAGGGCAUGCUGUUGAUUCAUAUUGUGUGUGUUGUCGAAAUAUCUACAUGAAGUACAAUGAAGGCAAACUCACAAUUGAGACUGGUGCAACCCAAGCAAUAUUACACAAUUGUGUUUCAGUUAAUAUCUUUGCCUUUGAUGGUGGUGUUUGCAUUCAGCCAUGUAUGGUUUACUUGGAAAACAUUCUUAUAUUUUGGUGUGAUGAAUGUGAAAAUAUCCAGGCUGCAACGAUCAAGGAGGGCAAAGUUCAAGAAUCUGUUUUAAAUUUGUCAGAUUUUCGUGAUAUUUCCGCAGCUUUGGUAGGGGCUUGGAUUGAAGAUUACGACGAAGGAACAACAAGCGACAUUGCCUUGACUGUUCAUCCAACAUCAAAAGAAUUGCUUAUGUUGAGCAAGUCCGAUUGUGUAUUUCGUCUUUCUUACUGUGCCACUUUAAUAAAGCUAGAAUGUAUGAGUCGUCUAAGAUAUUUACCAGUGUGUAUCAAGGAAAAUUCUAAACACAUCAGCGUGUUUGCAAAUGGUUUACUAUUUGGAUUGAUCGACAGGCAAUCUUGUUUACAUAUCUACGAUGUUACAAGCGGUAAACUUUUACAAACCAUGCGCGAGUUCGAUGGUGUUGCUCAUGAACGCACUGUCUUGUCUUGUAGUGCGGAUGAUGGCUUGAACACGUUUUGGUCUUCACGCGGUAUUUGGUUGUUAACCUGUUUGUCUUUUAAAGAUAUAAUUGAACAAGCAAAACGUUCAGAAAAUAACCUGAUAUUACGGUAUGAGGAUGAAAAGCAGUUGAAUACGAGAGCCGUUGAUUCACGAAGGACAGCAGAACAUUUUCCGAGCAAAAGGCAAGAUUUAACCAAAAAAAGACACAGUUUUCUUGAACGAAAGAACGAUCUUGAAGGAAAGAACGAUGCCAAUACUGCGGUCGCGUUUGUUAACGGAACUACCGAUGCUAACAUUGAUUUAAUUGACGUCGUUAACUGGCUAUCUUUCUACGGUCUCAAAUCCUCGUCACUUUCCCUUCUUUUUCAAUAUGUUAUGCAAUCGAGACAAAUUGAUUCAAAAGUCCCUAAAAUUGUAUUAGAGCUGUUACAGUCGUUGGCUAAAGAUGUUUUAGGGAGCUCGUCGUUAAUGUGGAGUUUUUUUGAAGAGGAUUUAGAGCUUAGAGAUAAAUGUAGGAAUGAGAUGAGGGAAUUUCUGGACGAGGUUGAUCAAAAUCAUCUUCAACAACACUAGAGACGAUUUACACUCCGACUUCGAACGUUUUGACAUUUUUAAAAACAUUGCAAGAGCGUUGGUUAGAACAGACAAUAGUUUCUAUGGGUGAUCUAAGAUCGUUGGGGAAGGUCUACAAUAAAAACAUUGCAGAGAUAUUUAAUUCGUCAGUUAAAACGUUCUUUCAGAAACCGAUGAUUCGAUGGCGCUACAGGAAAUUGAACUACUAAAUCUUCAACAUCCCGAGCUCUUAGUUAAAGUGUUUUAUGAAGUGAGCGAAGAUAAUCUGGGUUUGGAGGACGGACCGUUGUUCUCAGACAAUAUUACUGAUCUAUUAAGGACGGAGCUGAGAGACCGAAAGUGGAAGCGUCGACAAAACGAAGAAAAUGCGAUAUUAUUAGGAAUCUUUUUCCAACUUCUUCAUCGUUAUCAACCUUUGCGGUUGUAUGAUGUACUCGACCUGUCAAGACAAUAUAUCAACGAAGGAGCUAAUAAGGAUCAGACUACGCAACAGGAAAUGAAGGAAUGCGUUCGUGACUUCUUCGCGGAUUUUCUACCCAAUAUUUGGAGCGAAGAUUGUGGCAAAAAUCAAAUCGUGAUACAAGCGGACAUUUUUCGUCAACUUGGCGCAACGCAAGAUGCCCUUGAGAUGUUGCUUCAAAAGCAACUCUGGCAAGAGGCGCUUGAGUUUUAUGACGGCAUACUCCGAUCCUCUACGACCAGUCACGAGAUCUCUUUAUUUUACCACACGCUUCUCGCGGGUGUGCUGCGUGGCUCGGGAAUGCGUCAACGCAAAUUACUACAUGAAGUUUUUGCAAGAAAGCCGCCAUCAAUGGAAGUUGCAGUUUUUCUUGAGAGUUGCUUGAGAAAUACAUCGGACUCUGAAAUGCAAAACGUGUUCGUUGAAAACUGUUUUAGUGUUGGUGAUGCAAAGAAAACGCUUUCAACGUUUCUUUUAAAAGCGUGAAACACGUUCGCAAACAUUUACAUGUUGAUAUGAAAAAUGCGUACAUUGAAAUAAAUAUGAAAUAAUUGUUAAAAAGAAUAAAAUGAUUGAUGUAACACUAUA
Molecule: messenger RNA, 2744 nt
Organism: Xenia sp. Carnegie-2017
Lineage: Eukaryota; Metazoa; Cnidaria; Anthozoa; Malacalcyonacea; Xeniidae
Exons: 6
Coding region: 26-1696 (556 amino acids)
Biological process (GO): lysosome localization; organelle organization; melanocyte differentiation
Cellular component (GO): lysosomal membrane; BLOC-2 complex
Molecular function (GO): protein binding
Source: RefSeq, a predicted model, not a curated record